AUAGGUCUUUACUUUAAUUAUAGGUGACUGGGCUUUAGGUUGUGUGGCUUCUCGGCUGAAACGCUUUUUGAGGUCAGACAGCUUUUAAGGAGCAUUGUUAUUGUUUUCCUGUCUACUCGAUCUGGACCACUGGAACUAGCAUUGAUUGUGGUCCGCUUAAUGUUCUAACAUGUUAGAGACCUUUCGAAUCAAGAUAUUUACAAAGUUAUUCUGAUAAAUGUUUUGGAAAACAAUACAUGUUAUAAUGAAUAACGUCGUACGUAUACAAUAACAUAGCUUGUUGACGCAAUUAAGGCUAUGUAAAUAUUAUGUGUGAGUCUUUAUUAGACAGUUUGUCCUGAGUUGACAACAGCACAGCCUUCCUAGAUUGCAGCUGGUCCUUUUGCAGAAGAGCUGGUGGUGGUAAUAUUUUUAGUAUUUAAACAAUUACAUUUAAGAAACGAUUUAGUCUUUUAUGUAAUUUAUCUAUCAAAUGUGCUUUGUACUCAGUUGAUUUUAUCACCUCUGUAAAAUGAAGGGCAGGCAUGAAUUCUCAAGUUAAGAGGAUGAUCGCGCGUCUAUUUGUAACUGCGUGAUUGGUUGUUGGUCUCGAAUGGGAGGAGUUUGCAUAGCCUUCGGUUACUGUAUGAUAUCACAAUCAGCUGUGUUGAUGUAGAAAGAAACGGUUUUUUUUCAAACAGUGCGGGGUUUGCUCUUCUGCGUUCUAAACUGGUGCCUAAUCAAAGGAUAACGCAUUCAUCAAAUAAUCAGUUACAGAACAUGAAUCAAAUCAGAUUUUGGAAUUAACAGAAAAACCCUACUAAAACUGAGAAAUAAUCACCGAAUAAAGGUCUGUGUAAUAAGGAUCUCCACAGCCUCCACUGUAGUCUCUCAGCCUCCAGCCAGAGAGCAGAGGACAGGACGAGUGAGAGAACACCGACAACAACCUCAACACACCAAAUCACCACCAAGUCAGACCCCCUGGGUCCAAGGCAACACUUCUGCCACCCAGAAACCGGUCAUGUUCCGAAGGCUCACCAGUCUUUUUUUUGGAGGAGAUGAGGACAUGAGUACAGACCAGAGGACAUCAAAGUCUUCAGAAAUGCUUGAGGAAGGAUGGCUUCUGGUCGACCAUCAAGAAGCUGUCAACGAAGUGACCUUAGUGGAGGAGCAGGUGGUGGAGUGUGCUAACACGUCUACUUACAGAUACUCCAACCCACCUGUCUCUGGCGAGAGUGAACCCAUUUCAAAAACUGACGUCAGUGGAACCACUGAGGACAUGUUUCCCAGCAGGACGUCAGAACUGGAACUCCCGGCUCAAAGUGGCGCCGGCAGCCCUGACCGGGUCACGUGUGGGUUGGUAUCCGUGGCCGGACAGCUGGCGAAGGUCACACAGGUGGCCCGUGUCCAAAGGGCUCAAACCAGGAUGGAGCGCCGGCGUCUCACGCGGAAGUGCAUCCAGCGGCAGAACUGUGUCCGACAGAGAGCUCAGCGGCACUCCUACAGCACGCGCACCGUCUACCUCCAACAGCCAGGUCACCGCAACCUCAGUCGCUGAAAAGCCAGUGCCACGGAGUUCUAACAACGGGAACCUUCUACCUGUUCACGCCAAACACACUCGGAUACAAACGUAAACAUGCUCAGACAUACUAAAUAAACGCGACAAAUUGAUUGGUGGCAUGCUUCAGAAUAAAAUAAAAAAAUGUUUGAAUCCCACAUUUUUUUAAUGUAUAUUUCACUUGUGUGUAUGUGAAGCUAUUCCCAAAAUAAAUCUUUCAAUACUAAACUAAGCUUGUUACUGGCAGCUAAAUAUGACAAACAUUAAACCUGCACUAUUAUGUCAUAUUAAAUAAGGUGCUUGUAGGCUUGAUAGUGCAGCUAGCGCAAAACCCUAUGCAACAAUAAUCAAUAGCAUAUAUUGCAGGAAAUUAAAUGGUACUUAUGUAAAAUAAUUCAGUAUGUAUUCUGUUUGAUUGUUGUGUACUGUGUAUUAUUGCAAUAAAAGGGGAUGUACUAUGUGA
This is a messenger RNA of Esox lucius (northern pike), 2000 nucleotides long. RefSeq names its product tumor protein p53 inducible nuclear protein 2 (gene tp53inp2a). The transcript has 4 exons. Gene Ontology annotation, biological process: autophagosome assembly; positive regulation of DNA-templated transcription. NCBI's taxonomy places the organism in Eukaryota, Metazoa, Chordata, Actinopteri, Esociformes, Esocidae. Gene Ontology annotation, cellular component: autophagosome; nucleus. The coding region runs from base 1001 to 1537 and encodes 178 amino acids. The record is from RefSeq and is a predicted model, not a curated record.